This is a messenger RNA of Bactrocera dorsalis (oriental fruit fly), 3247 nucleotides long. RefSeq names its product insulin receptor substrate 1 (gene chico). Lineage: Eukaryota; Metazoa; Arthropoda; Insecta; Diptera; Tephritidae. Gene Ontology annotation, cellular component: cytosol; plasma membrane. The record is from RefSeq and is marked provisional. Gene Ontology annotation, molecular function: phosphatidylinositol 3-kinase binding; insulin receptor binding. Gene Ontology annotation, biological process: insulin receptor signaling pathway.
ACGCAGUAUACGAGUUUUGUUAUUGCUUACAAUAUGCAUAUGAUUUUUUACAUUUGGUGUUUCCUUCUGAUUGUCGCGAAAUAUUAGCGGUUAACAAAUUCUUUAUUCCUAUUUAUAAUCGUAAAUAUACGAAUUCUGUGUUUUUGUCCGUAAAAAGGUACGCUUUUAUCAUGGCAAAAUUUUUGUUUUGAUUUUAAAGUGCAGCUUACAUUGUGAUUAAUGAAGAUGUGUGUGGCGUAAAUUGUAUAAAUUUGUUUGAUAUAAUCAAUUCGAAAUAAGUAGCACUGAUGAAGAUACUCAUCAUAUUAACUAUGUAAAAUGAUGAAAUUGCAAACUAAUACAAGGGUGGACGAAAUAUAAAAUCAUUGAAUAUUUAUAUGCGGACAUACUUAUGAUAAAAUGUCAAAACUUAUCGACACGAAUUAUGAGGACGGUUUGAUGUUAUCUGGAUACCAAAAAAAAUUGAAUACAAUGAAAAAAAAGUUUUUUGUAUUAUAUAGAGAUACUACCCAAGAGAGCGCUCGGUUGGAAUAUUUUGAUAGCAUGAGAAAGUUUAAGUCCGGCUUAGCUCCCAAACGUGUGGUAAAAUUAGAGAACUGCUUUAACAUUAAUCGGAGAUUAGAUACAAAGUAUGACUAUGUAAUAGCACUUGCAACGAAAGACGGUGGCUUCGGCAUGGUUUUAGAAACUGAAGCUGAAAUGUUAAAGUGGCUGCAAGCAUUGCUUUCGCUUCAACGUAGUAUUACGAAUAAAGAUGAUAUUUUACUUCCUAAAUUUGAUCAUGUUUGGCAAGUGGUAGUACAAAAGAAAAGCUUGGCAGAAGAAAGGAAAAUUAUAGGAAACUAUCAUGUAUGCUUGUCCCCAAAGUCUGUCACUUUUAUACGAAUUGGUUCAGAAAAGUCGUCAUCAGGAUAUAUUAGAGCCACGGAUAUACAUAUUCCCUUAAACACCAUAAGAAGAUGUGGUGAUUCACAUUGCCUUUUUUACAUGGAAGUUGGACGGCAAUGUAUUAUUGGACCUGGAGAACUUUGGAUGGAUACAGAAGAUCCUUUAGUAGCUCAGAGUAUGCAUAAAAUGAUAUCAAGUGCAAUGUCUGUGAGAAUAGAUGUUAUUGGAGAUAACAUUAGAAAGAGAUCAUCUUCCGUUACAGAAACAUCUAAGCCGAUGAGUUUUAUGGAUACAGGAAACCUUCGCGCGGAAAAUAAAAUUUGUAAUAUGAAUCAGACAGCAAAUUAUAAUCUUGGACGAGGUAGAUGUGACAGUUUUCCAACCAGAACUAGAGAGUCCAAUGAUGACGCGAAUCAAAGUUUUAAAUCAUCACAUAUACAUAAUGUUCCUUGUACAGCGACGCCUCGUAUUUUAGCACUUUCCCGGUACAGUACAAGUCCACCAAUAGUUUCUUCUUUUGGAAGUACAGAAAGGAAAGAAUCGGUGAAGCUCGAUGAUCAAGAAGAAACGGGAAACUAUUUGCCAUUUCGUUACAAGUCUGCAGAGAGAGCUAUUCCAGAAGAAAACUCAGAAGAUUUAAUAUAUUCUGACAGCAUACAUUUUCGAAAAGAUUUAUAUAUUCCUAUGGCUCCGGUGGUGAAACCAUUGGAUUCAAUCGGACACAAUAAGGCUCAACAAGAGAGACAAUUUACCGUAGGCGAUGCUGCUGUUUUGUCUUGCAACAAUUCUCAAAAUUCCAUCGUAACAACUGAUUUGGCUCCCCAAAUUCAUGCAAUUAUUAUUUCAUCAGCAAAGCCCAACGAUUUCGAAAAUGAAGAACGUCCUAAACGAUCGUAUUCAAUUGGAAGUAAGAUAGACAGGAACAAAAUGAAACGAUCGGGAAAUUCCAACGAGAUUUUACUUGACAAAAACGAUAUCCGAGUCCGGGCAUUUUCAGUUGGAUCUCGGGCAAAAAUUCCCAAAUGUGACUUACAGCGUGCUGUUUUAUUUCCGAGAUCCCGCUUUAAUCAGAGUUGUAUUAGCAACAAUAGUUUGAAUUUUGGUGCUGAAGAUACUGGGUAUAAAUUGGACUUAAACACGAAUUGUGAUAAAAAGUCAACGAGUGCUCCUAUAUUAGUCCAAAAUAGUCAAGUAUCUGUGGAUUGUAUGAGCGAUCUAAUGGAAAUAGAUUUUUCGAAAAGUUCUAGCCAUAAAACAAAUGGAAAAGCUGUACCUGUCAGUGGAAAGGGUUCUGAUAUAUCUUUAAACGAAGUAAAGAGUUAUCAGACAUCUAAACCCAUUGGCGAGUUGUUACAAACAUUUCCGCUUAAAAAAAUAAAUCCUGAAGAAAGUGGAUAUUUGGAAAUGAAGCCUUUGAACAACGAAUUAUGUUCCAUGAAUAAGCCUUUCCUAUCGCAUUCAAACGAUUGCUUUGCUGAUAUAACAGGAGCAAGUGACAUUACAUCUCUAUCAUGCGUAAAAAGGAAGGAAGCUCAAAUCUCCUCCCACGAUAACUAUCCAUUUGAGGAAAAACUCGCAAAUAAAAAAAAAAAUCAUUUGUGUAUGCCUACUAAAAAGCUGGAUAUUGUAUUCCGUGAAGAAAAUCGAAAUGAUCACUUGGAAGAAGUAAAACUUGAUAGCACUUCUACUUCUAAUUCUGAGGAUAUUACUUAUCUUUCGUGCAUAUAUUCCCAACUUUCAGUUCAACCGACUUCAAAAACUGUUAAUGAAACCGACUCUGAAAAGAGUAUUUCUAUGGUUGAUACGGAGAAAAAAUUUAAAACUACAAAACACAUAUUCCAUGAGGAAUAUAGUACGAAAUGUUCAGUGCUAGACAACGUACAUGGCAAACAUAACAGAUCUAAAGAAGCAGAAUCCUUUUCUAACAAAGAGCGAAUAUUGCCAAUAACAGAAAUAAAUGAGAGAUAUUCUGUUUCAUUAAACGUGCCUUCCUUGCCAUUAGCUCCAUUGUCCAACGCCAGCAAACUUUCAUCAGUCGCUCGAUUCAACGAUGCUCCAACAUUAUUGACCGUUAUAGAUAAUAGAGAAAGCGAAAAUGUUCUUCCGAACUGUAUAAAUAAAAAUAAAACACAGCAUAUUACCACGCCUACAUCUUCAACUGCUUGCUCCAGUUAUGAAUUAUAUUACGCAAAGCUAGAUUUGCCGCAAUGCAGUACCAAAGAUAAUGCGAAAUUCCAAAAAAUUGAAAAUGUUGCUUCUCCAACAAUAAAUACAGAAAAUGAUUCAUAUGCUAAAAUAGAUUUUGAUCAUUCUUCGGAUUCAUCAUCUUCUUCUAAAACUUUAAAUAAUUGAACCAACG